Nerophis lumbriciformis (worm pipefish) is the source of this 555-nucleotide messenger RNA. NCBI's taxonomy places the organism in Eukaryota, Metazoa, Chordata, Actinopteri, Syngnathiformes, Syngnathidae. The record is from RefSeq and is a predicted model, not a curated record.
AUGUGGAGUGUAGGCGCCCUGCCGGCAGCGGGCGCGGCGGCUCUGCUGCUUGCGGCGCUAGUGGCGACCGGCGAGGCACUCCGGGAAGGAGACUGCGAAGUGUGUGUGACGUUUUUGGGCAAGUUCUACACGUCCCUUCAGGAGCAGAAGGCCGACAUGAGCAGCGAUGCCGUGGAGAAGGCGCUCCUUAAGAGCUGCGCUGCUGCUAAAGGCAAAGAAAACCGCUUCUGCUACUACAUUGGGGCCACCAGCGACGCCGCCACAAAGAUGAUCAACGAGGUGUCCAAGCCGCUCAGCUACCACGUCCCCGUUGACAAAAUCUGUGAGAAGCUUAAGAAGAAGGACGGACAAAUCUGCGAACUUCGAUACGACAAGCAAGUGGACUUGAGCUCGGUGGAUCUAAAGAAGCUGAAGGUGAAAGAUCUAAAGAAGAUUCUGGAAGAAUGGGGCGAGUCAUGCAAAGGCUGCGCUGAAAAGUCCGACUUCAUCCGGAAGAUCACCGAGCUGAUGCCCAAGUAUGCCCCCGCUGCCGCCGGCGCGCGGACGGACCUGUGA